UCCGUGCGUGUGUGUGCUUUUGCUUGGUGUGUGUGUGUGUGUGUGUGUUUGAGUUUUUGUGUGUAUGUGUGUGUGCAAAGAAUAACAACACCGACGUCGUAGGUACGUACGUGUUUGUUUGGUCGUCGCCGUUUGUUUAUUUACAAUCGUGUAUUACUGUAUUGUUUGUGUUUUCGUUGUUCGACACAACAGCGUAAAUAGCCCCGCUUGGUMAGCGGUAUUCGCUCUUCAAUACCGUCUGAAAAUUAUACCGGCCGGCGGUGUCGGCGGCGGCGGUUCGCAAUACACGACAGUAAGAUGCCCUAGCGGCGUCAGCGGCUUGUUGCAGCCAGUACAUAUUUUCAAUUGACCUAGCCAACAUCAUUACCAGUCAGACGUCGAAUUUGCGUUCUUGACGAAAAGUGUUUUCGUGCCCCAACGAGCAGUCAAAUUCGAUUCGUGUCACAAUACACGCUACUCUCAUGGCGACCAUAAACAGUGGCAGUAACAACAGCAAUAGCAACAACACGAGUACCGGCGGCAGCAAUAUGUACCGCGUUGGAGAUUAUGUAUACUUUGAGGCUCAACAACAGCAACAGCAGCAGCAACAAUCUAUGCAUCAUCAGCAGCAACAACCUUUCCAAAUACGUAGAAUCGAAGAGCUCAAUAAGACUGCUGGUGGCAAUGUGGAAGCCAAAGUCAUGUGUUUCUAUAGGAGAAGAGACCUUCCAGCUCAACUUGUAGCGCUGGCUGAUAAACACCAACAACACCAGCAGCAGCAGCAACUAUCUUUGACUUUAUCAUUAUCUCCUGGUGGAAAUAGCACUGUUAAAGGUGGUGGUAAGCAAUCAUCUAUAAUCAAAUCUUCAGUCACUGAUAAAGAUGCUAGUACGGAUAAAAAAGAACAAGACACUAGUGCUGGUGGGGCCUUACCGAUGGUAAAAAAAGAGCAGCAGAAUGAAGAACAAACUGCCAAAAAAAUAGAAACAUCUGAAGUAAAUGAAAUUGUAAAAGAGGAACAGCAACAACAGCAGGAUGUUGAGAUGUCAGAUGAAAUAGAAAUUAAUUCUGCUGUAUCCGCUGUUGUCAAAAGUGGAGAUGCUCGAGUAGAUGGUGAUGAUGUUGAAACCAAUGAUAAAUCUUCAGAUAUUGUAAAAGACGAAGAUAAGACAACUCAAGGCACACAACCACAGCAUGACUGGUGGCGUGGUGAACAGCUUAAACAACGGGAAUUGUUCUUAAGCAGGCAAGUAGAAACAUUGGCUGCAACACAUAUACGUGGAAAGUGCACAGUAACAUUGUACAAUGAGACUGAGUCGUUGGACAGUUAUUUAGAGAGAGAGGAUACAUUUUUCUAUUGUCUGGUAUUUGAUCCCGUCCAGAAAACAUUGUUGGCAGACAAGGGGGAAAUCCGUGUUGGCCAUAAAUAUCAGGCUGAGGUACCACCAAAAGCUCUCUUUAAUCAUGGUAGUAGUGAUGUAAAUACAAAAGAUACAACGACAAAACUGAUAAAAGGAGAAAUAUUAAAAGAAGAACACACUACUGAUGGUGAUGGAGAAGUGUCUAUGGUUACAGAAUGCAGUCGAGACAAUGGUGAUGAUGAUAAAGAUAUUGAUGGAAAAUCAUCUACUGCAUUAACUACUGUGACAGCAUUAGGAACUGUAACAGCAGUGACAGUAGAAAGCAAUUCUGAUCUUGAGACUUUGAUAUGGACAUGCAGGCCGCAGUGGAAUCGUUUGACUGAUAGGCAGAUAGAUCAGUUUUUGGUCGUUUCCAGAUCAUUGGGGACAUUUGCUCGUGCUUUAGAUUGCACCAGUUCAGUAAAACAGCCUUCGUUACAUAUGUCAGCAGCUGCUGCAUCACGAGACAUCACAUUGUUUCAUGCAAUGGACACACUGCAUAGGCAUGGUUAUGAUCUAGGCUCUGCCACCUGUUCCCUAGUGCCUAGUACGGGACCUGUAUUGUGCCGCGAUGAAAUGGAAGAAUGGUCAGCGUCUGAAGCAAAUUUGUUUGAGGAAGCGUUGGAGAAGUAUGGCAAGGACUUUGGUGACAUACGUCAUGAUUUUCUUCCUUGGAAAACACACAAAAACAUAGUUGAGUACUAUUACAUGUGGAAGACCACUGACAGGUAUGUGCAGCAAAAGCGUGUUAAGGCCGUAGAACAAGAAUCCAAGUUGAAACAAGUGUAUAUACCUUCUUAUAAUGGAACAAGUGGUGGAAAGCAGCAGGCUAUAACAUCGGGUGUAACAAUAAAAUCUUCACAGCAGCAACAACAGCUUGUAAAUGGUAACUCGGCAGCUGUGGAACUGUAUUCCCCCAAAAAUAGUAGCGGUGGAUUAUCUAUUACAGGGGAGGGACCAUUACAACCAGGAUUAUGUGAUCUAUGUGAUGCUGUAUCCUCGCAUCAAUGGUAUCCAAACACCAUUGGAGCUACAACCGGAACCUCAGCAAUAUCCUAUCAUCAACAAAAUGGAGGACUGUCUUCAACAAUAUCAUCUACAUUAUGUCACGAGUGCUGGACUCAUUGGAAAAAAUAUGGAGGUCCCAGAACUGCUACUUCUGAAAAGAAAGUUAUUGCAGCUGCUAGAGGAGAAAGCAUGUCUGGAGAUGAAGAUCGACCACAUUCAAAUGCAUCAUCCAGUUCUCUGGCAGCAGCAAUGAACUUAAAUGUAUCAGCUGGCGGUGGCAGAUCUUCAUCACACGGACCAACCAUGUCGACUCCACCCCAUCACCAUCAUCAUCUUAUGCACCUUGGUGGUAGUGGAAGUAGUCAUCAUAGUAGUUAUCAUCAUCAGUCCCAGCACCACCACCAUCAACAGCUCCACCAUCAACAACAACAACAUUUACAGCAGCAGCAGCAACAACAACAACAUCAGUCCUCAGCUUCUUCACCAGGUGGUGGUGGUCUAUUACUACAUCAACCACACAUUAAUUCAUCUGGAUCAACGACAACUGCUCAUAGAUGUACUAUUAUUGGGUGUCAAGCGGCUCCAUUCAAGAGUAAGUCUCAGCUGCUACGACAUUAUAGUACAGCACAUGGCAUCGGGAUAAAUUCCAACAGCAGCAGUAGUCCUAGUGCUAUCAUCACUUCAAUUGGUGGUAGUAGUAGAUCUUCUGGUAGUGCUGGUAUUGAUGGUGGUGGGAGUGAAAAAUUAUCCCCACAGCCGCCACAACAGCAGACUGUUCCUGGCGCAGGACUCCUCCACCACAAUUCUGGAGGGCCUUUAAACUUGAACAGUAGUAAUCCGAUUCAACAUUCUAUCGGAAGUAGCUCUGCCAACCAAGUAAUUAAUCUCAUUGCAUCGUCUUCUUCACCACAACAGCAGCCUAACAACCUAUCCACAAGUGGUGGGGGCGUAACAACAACUGCAGUAAUUACAGCAGGAGGAGUAGCUACUGCUACUGGGCGGCCGGUUAUGAAGACAAGAACAGCAUUUUAUUUGAGAUGCACAUCUUUGGCCAAAGCAAGUAGGCGCCGAGCUGCGCAACAAGCUGCAGCCGCACUAUUACAGCAACAGCACCAUCAGAAAAAAGCAUCUUCUAGUGGAACACAAUCGGCAUCGGUAUUAUCACCAAUAGCUUCAGCCAUGGUUCAACCUGGAUGUUUAGCUCGUCCUAGAAAUGUAGCUCGUAGACCAUUCAUCUGUGUUCCACAAACUGCACACUCUUACAAACAUGAAUGUAUGUUGUCAAUGCAACAUGUUCCAGUCCAUGAAUUAAGAGCGUACUUGAGGGCUGCUGCUGUUAAAGCACAUGCACGCCGACCCGGAGUUACUCGAGUAGCCAACGCUUUAAUAGCAGCUAGAAGAGGUCGUGGUGGAAUGAAUGCAGCCACUGCUGCUGAAAUAGCUGUACCAGAUUGGCUGUCUCUGCCUUCCCAACAGCAUCAGCAUCAGUCGUCUCAUCAUCAUAUCUCGUCUUCAUCAAAACAUGGCAAACAUUCUUCAAGAUCAUCAACAGGUGGACGUGUCGCUUUUCCCAAGCCACCAAAAGCUCCUGAUGGCAGUUUGCUAUACGAACGAGUGCCUAAUAAGCAGGAAGCGGCUGCGGCUGCAGCAGCUGCUACUUCUGCGUUGAAUAAUCCAUCUGCGGCUGCGGCAGCAGCAGCAGCUGCUGCAGCUGUUGGACUAAAUCCAGCUGCAGCAGCUGCAAUACUCGGAGCUUUAGGUCCUCCGGGAUCUGUCAAUAGUAGUAAUUCUGGAGGGACAUCUGGUUCAACAAAUGAUCAAUCGGCCACGGGGUUUGACGUGGCAGCUGCGGCCGCUGCUCUAUACCAACAGCAGCAGCAACAACAACAACAGCAACAGCAACAGCAACAACAAAGCUCUUCGUCGUCAAGCAACAAGAGGCGGUUAUAUGAAACUGAUAGUGCAUCUAUACAACAGCAACCACAACCACAAGCUGGGCCACCAUCAAAACGUAUGCAUCGCCAGCAACAUCACUCACAGCAACAACAGCAAUCCACUGGUCAUCUCCACCACAGCCAGCAGCACCUACAACCUUCAUCAACAUCACAAGGAGGUAGUGGAGCUGGCGGAGGUGCCGUAGACGGAAUGCUGGCAUCAAUUGUGGCGCAUCAACAGCAGCAACAACAACGAGGUAGUAUGUCAAGUGGAGGACCUUUACAAUUAAACGCCUCUGGGAGUGGUGGUAAAUCCAGUAGCACGGCAGGCCACCACCAGUCACAGCAUCAGCAGCAUAAUCAUUAUAGGACACCAUCAAUGGCUCGGACUGGAAGGAAGCAUGUUAUAUCGUGGACGGAUGCUCCUGAUGACUUGUAUUAUAGAUGCACCACAUUGUCGAGAUCAUUGCGGAAAGCUAGGAUGACGGGUAAAGAGCUAAAGCGGUCAGCGCGCAAGCCUUGGCAGCCAAUCGCUGCACUUCUCGGUAUAUCAUUUGCAAUGCCGCCUGCAGCUGCUUCAUCGUUGGCAACACCAGUAGGAACAGCAGGGACUACGGGAUCUCCGGCACCACCAACUGGUAAUACAACCGUGAAUUCAUCAUCAAUUGGGCCGGCUACACCAUUUGACAUGUCCACUGGCAGUGUUGCUAGUGGUGGCGCUGGCGGUAGUAAUAGACAAUUGUCUGCCAUGUCGAAUCAGUCAGCGGCACCGAUAGUAGCACCAUGUAUUAGUGGCACACUUUCAAUGUCAUCACGUACCAGUGGCGGUGGUAGUAGUCAUCACUAAGUACCACGAUUUUGUGUGGACUUUGUGCGCUAUUGGCGGCAAUCACCAUCAACCGUCUGAACGAUAAUUUAGAAUUUCAAUUUUUUUUAUCAUCAUCGUACUAUUUUAUUUUUAUACAUUAACAAUUUAUAAUCAUAUUAUUUUUAAUCCGAAUCAUUUUUAUAGGUUGAACCUAAAUAAUAUGCUGAAAUUAUUUUUA
Molecule: messenger RNA, 5367 nt
Organism: Diuraphis noxia (Russian wheat aphid)
Lineage: Eukaryota; Metazoa; Arthropoda; Insecta; Hemiptera; Aphididae
Gene: MTA1-like
Product: metastasis associated 1-like
Biological process (GO): negative regulation of transcription by RNA polymerase II
Cellular component (GO): nucleoplasm; NuRD complex
Molecular function (GO): transcription corepressor activity; transcription coactivator activity; chromatin binding
Source: RefSeq, a predicted model, not a curated record